CAUCUGCAAGGCGCCUGCGCAGCUCCUGGGCCGCUUCGCUGCACUAGGUUUGAGCCCUGCGAGCCCCGGUGGCGCGGCUGCGGCGCAGUACCGGCCUCCUCCUCGGCGUUCCCACGCCCAUUCGGCGCGCUCUCGGCCUCCACGUCAGGGCCGCGACGCGGAGAUGGCGGCUCAGAAGAUAAACGAGGGGCUGGAGCACCUGGCCAAAGCAGAGAAAUACCUGAAAACUGGUUUUUUAAAAUGGAAGCCAGAUUAUGACAGUGCUGCUUCUGAGUAUGGAAAAGCAGCUGUUGCUUUUAAAAAUGCCAAACAGUUUGAACAAGCAAAAGAUGCCUGCCUGAGAGAAGCUGUUGCCCACGAGAAUAACAGGGCUCUUUUUCAUGCUGCCAAAGCUUAUGAACAAGCUGGCAUGAUGCUGAAGGAGAUGCAAAAACUCCCGGAGGCUGUUCAGCUGAUUGAGAAAGCCAGCAUGAUGUACCUGGAGAAUGGCACCCCGGACACAGCAGCCAUGGCCUUGGAGCGGGCCGGAAAGCUUAUAGAAAACGUGGAUCCAGAAAAGGCUGUGCAGUUAUAUCAGCAGACAGCUAAUGUGUUUGAAAAUGAAGAACGCUUACGACAGGCAGUUGAAUUACUAGGAAAGGCCUCCAGGCUGCUGGUGCGAGGGCGCAGGUUUGAUGAGGCGGCGCUCUCUAUUCAGAAAGAAAAAAAUAUUUAUAAGGAAAUUGAGAAUUAUCCAACUUGUUAUAAGAAAACAAUUGCCCAAGUCUUAGUGCAUCUGCACAGAAACGACUACGUGGCCGCAGAGCGCUGCGUCCGGGAGAGCUACAGCAUCCCUGGCUUCAACGGCAGUGAGGACUGCACCGCCCUGGAGCAGCUGCUUGAGGGCUACGACCAGCAGGACCAGGACCAGGUGUCCGAGGUCUGCAACUCGCCCCUGUUCAAGUACAUGGACAAUGACUACGCGAAGCUGGGCCUGAGCCUGCUGGUCCCAGGAGGGGGAGUCAAGAAGAAGGCGGCGGCCCCCCCACAGGCCACGCCCGAAGGCCACGCCGCCCCCACCGCUGAGGACGAGGAGGACGAGUAUGCAGGGGGGCUGUGCUAGGCGCUCGUCCCCUCACAGACCCCACACGGCCCGGACGUCGCCGCAUGGCCCGGGGUGCGGCCAGACCUCACGCCAUCCUGGCUCUGAUGCUGGUAAAGACAAAGUCUUAGCUCCCGUUUCCUGGAUUACCCGUCCUGCCCACUGCCUGUGAAGCAUUUUUUUCUUUCCAUGAUAAGAGCUCUUCUCAGACACCAGCAGGCAUUAACAGAGAAAUGUACUGUCACAUUUUAGGACAGUUGACUUUAAAAUUGGCAAACCAAAUUCUAGACAGAUCUGUUCUAAACAAAGAUAAUAGGCAUAGAUAGUCUUAGAUAGCCUUUUCUCUUGGGCUCUUGUAAUUUAUUGUUAGAGAAGGUUUUUUUGCAUUUUAUUUAAUAAUUGCUGUUAAAAGUGAUGUAUACUGGUUAAACAAAAUAGUAUUUUAAACAUUUGUUCUGCCUUCAGAAGGAAAUUUAUCUCCCAUGAUAAUCAGAGACAUUUAAAUUGUUCAAUCUUCAGAGGCAAGAUUGGGACAGGAAGCUGUUUUGAGCCUUAAGAUGUUACUUAUCUUAAUGCAAGACGCAUCUAAAGUCUCAUGUGUAAGUUUGAACAUUUUGAAGGUGGCAUAUUACAGUGAUUCUGUAAAUGUCUUCAGCUGUUUCUGGAAUAUGGGUAUUUUUCCACCUGAAACACAUAGUGACAGUCUCUAAACCCACCAGGUUGUUGACCGACUGGGACUAAUGAGGACCUUUGUCCUGAGUUCGCACAGUGUGGUGGUUUCCAUCAGGCUGGGGUGCAUACGUGGCUUCCCUCUGCGUCGUCCAGGGCUAUGACAGGACAGCACCUUGACUCGGGAGGUGCUGUCUGUAAACCUCCUGCAUGUGGCUGAAAGGCGGGGGCUGAGUUUCAAGGGCUGGGCUGCCGCUGUCUAGUGCUUCCUGGGUCUUUCCUGACGGGUCAUUUUUGAGGCGUUCCUCUCCCUGUGCUCGGAGCCGUCUUCCUGUCCCCUGAUUGGAAAGAGGCCCAGACACCGCAGUGCGCUCUGCAGGAGACGCUGCCCGCCUGGCUUCCCGGGCUCGGAUCUGCUGGCCUCCCUGGGACCCUGAGGCGGGUCAUCAUGAGUGGUCGCAGCCACGCUGGGCUCUGUGACGGGUUCGGGGAACGUCCUCGCGGGGCCCGUGUGCCGGGGUGGGUGGGCAGUGGAUCCACGCAGUCUCUCCAGUCCCCCUGUUGCCAGCGUGGCUCUGCAGGCUGCAGCGCACUUCCAGUCACUGUUGGGAGACACUGAGUGGUGGUCUCAGAAAAGCCAUGUUCAGGUGUUUGUGGUUAAU
Molecule: messenger RNA, 2412 nt
Organism: Kogia breviceps (pygmy sperm whale)
Lineage: Eukaryota; Metazoa; Chordata; Mammalia; Artiodactyla; Physeteridae
Gene: NAPG
Product: NSF attachment protein gamma
Biological process (GO): intracellular protein transport
Cellular component (GO): vacuolar membrane; SNARE complex
Molecular function (GO): soluble NSF attachment protein activity; syntaxin binding
Source: RefSeq, a predicted model, not a curated record